This is a messenger RNA of Suricata suricatta (meerkat), 1867 nucleotides long. It is a transcript of the gene ATG4D, whose product is annotated as autophagy related 4D cysteine peptidase. The transcript is spliced from 10 exons. The record is from RefSeq and is a predicted model, not a curated record. The coding region runs from base 178 to 1536 and encodes 452 amino acids. NCBI's taxonomy places the organism in Eukaryota, Metazoa, Chordata, Mammalia, Carnivora, Herpestidae. Gene Ontology annotation, molecular function: protein-phosphatidylethanolamide deconjugating activity.
CUCUUGGCUCUCCCGGGGCCGCCCCUGGGGAGCCGGACGAGGUGGACAAGUUUAAGGCGAAAUUCCUGACGGCCUGGAACAACGUCAAGUAUGUAAUCAGCACUGCUUUAUUCGUCCCGAAUUGAUGGCAGACGCUCACGUGGCUGUUACUACGGCCCCUGCCUCCCUCUGAGAGGAAUGUGGCGUGGAUUCCCCCACCCCGUGCCAGCCCUGAGGUGGGACCUAGGAUGGUCUCCUUUGCACGGACCCGGGAGUGGAAGCGCUGUUGCUGUCCUGUUACGCGGCUGUCAAGCAAGUGCUCCAACUCGCUGGGUGCUGCCCCGCGUCACCCCCUCCCCUCCCCCAGGUUGGGCAGUCAGAAGCCGGACCAGCUUUAGCAAGAUCUCCAGCGUCCACCUCUGUGGCCGCCGCUACCGCUUCGAGGGCGAGGGUGACAUCCAGCGUUUCCAGCGGGACUUCAUGUCCCGCCUGUGGCUCACGUACCGCCGGGACUUCCCACCCCUCGCUGGCGGCCUCCUGACCUCGGACUGUGGCUGGGGGUGCAUGCUUCGCAGUGGGCAGAUGAUGCUGGCGCAGGGCCUCCUCCUGCACUUCCUGCCCAGAGACUGGACGUGGUCCGAGGGCUCGUGCCUGGGCCGCUCCGAGCCAUCAGGGUUGGCCUCUCCCAGCCGUUACCGCGGGUCGGCUCGCUGGAGGCCCCCACGCGGGGCCCAGGGCACCCCAGAGCUGCAGCAGGAGCGGCGGCACCGGCAGAUAGUGUCCUGGUUCGCCGACCACCCCCAGGCCCCCUUCGGUCUACACCGGCUGGUGGAGCUUGGGCAGAGCUCCGGCAAGAAGGCGGGUGACUGGUAUGGGCCAUCUCUGGUGGCACACAUACUCAGGAAAGCUGUGGAGAGCUGCUCAGAGGUCACCCGUCUGGUGGUGUAUGUUUCUCAGGACUGCACAGUGUACAAGGCAGAUGUGGCGCGCCUGGUGGCCAGGCCGGACCCCACAGCCGAGUGGAAGUCUGUGGUCAUCUUGGUGCCAGUGCGGCUGGGUGGCGAGACCCUCAACCCUGUGUACGUGCCCUGUGUGAAGGAACUCCUGCGUUCCGAGCUGUGCCUGGGCAUCAUGGGGGGCAAGCCACGCCAUUCACUGUACUUCAUCGGCUACCAGGACGACUUCCUGCUGUACCUGGACCCCCACUACUGCCAGCCCACUGUGGACGUCAGUCAGGCUGACUUCCCCCUGGAGUCCUUCCACUGCACCUCACCCCGAAAGAUGGCCUUCGCCAAGAUGGACCCAAGCUGUACGGUGGGGUUCUACGCUGGAGACCGGAAGGAGUUUGAGACGCUCUGCUCAGAGCUGACCAGAGUCCUCAGCUCCUCCUCGGCCACAGAGCGGUACCCCAUGUUCACCCUGGCCGAGGGCCACGCUCGGGACCACAGCCUGGACGACCUCUGCUCGCAGCUCUCCCAGCCGACGCUGCGGCUCCCUCGCGCUGGGCGGCUCCUCAAGGCCAAACGGCCAAGCUCCGAGGACUUCGUGUUUCUAUGACGCAUGGGGGGGGGCAGAAGAUGCGCACUAUUUAUUUUUUUAUUUAUUGUGAUGCUGGGUGUGGGAGCUUGACCUCGGGAAGUGAUGGGGCUCCCCUUCCUCGUCCCCUUGACCAGCGCAGCUGAGACCAGUCCGGGAAAGCUCCGCACAGGGCCCGUUCCAACAACGGGCCUCCGGCCAUCGCAGGGAGGGCGGGCUUCUGGACACCCACUCAGGGUCUGACUCAAGUACUGUAGUUUGCACUGGACCACCCAUGCCCCUCACUGGUCCCACGGCCCCCACCCUGCCAAGGACUGGGGCUGCCGGGGGCUAAUAAAGCCGUUUAACUGGA